Messenger RNA from Haliaeetus leucocephalus (bald eagle), 2417 nucleotides. RefSeq names its product decapping mRNA 2 (gene DCP2). Gene Ontology annotation, molecular function: 5'-(N(7)-methylguanosine 5'-triphospho)-[mRNA] hydrolase activity; manganese ion binding; RNA binding. Bases 52 to 1305 code for a protein of 417 amino acids. The transcript is spliced from 11 exons. Lineage: Eukaryota; Metazoa; Chordata; Aves; Accipitriformes; Accipitridae. The record is from RefSeq and is a predicted model, not a curated record. Gene Ontology annotation, cellular component: P-body; cytoplasm. Gene Ontology annotation, biological process: nuclear-transcribed mRNA catabolic process, nonsense-mediated decay; deadenylation-dependent decapping of nuclear-transcribed mRNA.
CGCUGUGCCGCGCUUCGGGCUUCGCCGCGUCGGGAUGAGCCGCGUUUUCCCAUGGACACCAAACGGGCCGAGAUCCCCAGCAGCGUCUUGGACGACCUGUGCAGCCGAUUUAUUUUGCACAUUCCAAGUGAAGAAAGAGACAAUGCAAUCAGAGUGUGUUUUCAGAUUGAACUUGCCCAUUGGUUUUACUUGGAUUUCUACAUGCAGAACACACCAGGAUUACCUCAGUGUGGGAUAAGAGACUUUGCUAAAGCUGUCUUCAAUCACUGUCCUUUUUUACUGCCUCAAGGUGAAGAUGUACAAAAGGUUUUAGAUGAGUGGAAAGAAUACAAAAUGGGAGUGCCAACCUAUGGUGCAAUUAUUCUUGAUGAGACACUUGAAAAUGUUCUUUUGGUUCAGGGCUAUUUAGCAAAGUCUGGUUGGGGAUUUCCAAAAGGGAAAGUAAAUAAAGAAGAGGCUCCUCAUGACUGUGCUGCUAGAGAGGUGUUUGAAGAAACUGGGUUUGACAUAAAAGAGUAUAUUUGCAAAGAAGAAUAUAUUGAGCUGCAUAUUAAUGAUCAGUUAGCACGGCUGUACAUCAUUCCAGGAGUUCCCAAGAACACAAAAUUCAACCCCAAAACUAGAAGGGAAAUUCGGAAUAUUGAGUGGUUUUCCAUCAACAAAUUACCUUGCCACAGAAAUGACAUGACCCCGAAGUCCAAGCUGGGUUUGGCACCUAACAAAUUUUUUAUGGCAAUUCCCUUCAUCAGGCCAUUGAGGGAAUGGAUUUCCCGAAAGAGUGGAGAUUCCUCAGAUAGCGACAAUGGAUUUUCAUCUGCAUUGAACACACCCUCUAAGCCCAACUGGGAAAAAGCUAGAUCCAAACUUCGCUGUAGUCAUCAUGUGUUUACAGAUGGCUUUUCAGGAGAGCAGUGGGUGAAGCCAAAACAGCCACAGAAGCCAUAUAAUCAUCCUGAGAUGUCUGAAGUUUUGAAAAUAAAGGGUCAGACCUUGAAGAGCAAUGGCAGAAAGCAGUAUCAAGACACUUUCAGCCAAAAGAAGCGAACAAAUGGAGUCCACAAUCAACCAGUUAAGCAAAACUAUACCUUGAAAUGUGAAAAAAGGCUUCAUCCAAGAAGACUUCAGGAUAACUUCGAAACCGAUGCAGCAUAUGACAUGUAUUGCUUCAGUGAAGACCCACUGCCAGAACAUGCAGAGGGACAUUCUGUGGCAUGGAAUGGCCAUUACAAAUUUGCUUUCUCAUCAAGAGCUUUCUUGAGUUUCAAGUUUGACCAUGAUGCCAUAAUGAAAAGUUUUGACCUCUGACAGCAAACUUAAUAGGAACAAAAAUCAGACUUGCCUGUUGCAAUUGAGGGGGUUUCUUAUCCAGCCUUACUCUUUCUCAGGAGUUUUUUUGUUUUGUUUUGUUUGUUUUUAAAUGCAAUGCAGGGACUGACUGGUGGUUUGGAAGGGUUUGUUCUUUUUGCAGUAUGGCAGUGGCACAGUCAAGUGUUGCACUUUAAAUGCAGUACAGCCUUUUUCCACAAAAGUACCUUUCCAGUGUUCAGUUCACUUGUUCCUAGCUGUGCAUUAGAGGGCAUUCUUUUUCCUUUGUGUUUUUUUUUUAUUAACUUGCUGUGUGUUUUGUAGAAUGUCAUUGACUUUUUUUUUAACUGUUGAGUAUACCUGCUUGCUAAACUUCAACUGCUCUGAUGUAAAUUAUUGGACUUGUUAGUCAUUAUUGCAUAGUACAUUGCAAUAUUACAGCAGUGGCAAUGAAACUGAUACUCAGAGGACUCCUCUGUCCUAGCGAUUUUGAAACCAAGUUGCACAUUUCAAACCUAGCCUCAGCCUGUCAUCCUUUGUGUGUCCUGGUUGCUUCCCCAAAAUACCUUCCCUCCUUCACACUGAUAGCUUCUGUUGGCUGGCGAUCAGUAGUACUUGGAGUCAAAUCUAUAGGAUGUUGACUUCUUGUACCUACUCUGCCUCUGUCUUCAGUAAGGAUACACAAACUGGGUAGAACUUAGCCAUUCAAAGUGUCUAGCUUCAACUCUUAUGCAGUGUCCCCAGCUGCAUAAGAAGGAAGUUGCAAAGUUUUGUGUUAUCCCAGUUGCAGCUGCUUUCAGAAAGGAAAAGCUUAAACUUGUCUGUGAGAGGUUACUCAUGUAGAAUUUAUACUGAAUGUAAAUAGGCCUCUAGAUCUCGCUGAGGAGGAAGGCAGGUGCAUGGAUAAUAGAGUCAUUGUGUGACACUAAAUGGCUUAAUCAGGCUUGCAAUAACUAUUCUAAGGGUGUCCAGUAUUGUAUUCUGUGCUGUUGUCCUCAAAUCUCUUGUGUAGUGUAUGCUCUGUAUAUAUCCAGUAGUACUGAAUUGCACUUGCAGUUAGCAUUUAAAUGAUGUAGCCUCAGUUGUUUUCAGCUACAAUGCUUUCUUAGUAA